AUGGGAGUGCAAAAGAAGACACGCAAGUUUGCACAGGUCAAGCGAGUCAUCGGCCAACGCGACGCGCGCCUCAAGAAGAACCAAGUCACCGGCGACGACAAGGCCAAAAAGCCCUCGGAAGAAGUAGUACGAGAAAUCCCGCAAGCACCAUCCUCCAUGUUCUUCCAGCACAACACCGCCCUCCAACCACCCUACUCCGUCCUCGUCGACACCAAUUUCCUCUCCCACACCGUGCACAACAAACUCGAAUUACUCCCCUCACUCAUGGAUUGCCUAUACGCCACCUGCCGCCCCAUAAUCACGUCGUGCGUAAUGGCCGAGCUGGAAAAACUGGGGCAGAAAUACCGCAUCGCGCUCAAGAUUGCCAGAGACGAGAGAUGGGAGAGACUGGAGUGCUCGCACAAGGGAACCUAUGCCGAUGACUGUAUCGUGGAUCGUGUGUUGAAGCACAGGAUCUAUCUUGUUGCGACAAACGAUCGCGACUUGAAGAGGCGGUUGAGAAAGAUUCCGGGUGUGCCGAUUAUCAACGUGGCAAAGGGCAAGUAUGUUAUCGAGAGGUUGCCCGAUGCGCCGGAGAAGUAA
Molecule: messenger RNA, 582 nt
Organism: Aureobasidium uvarum
Lineage: Eukaryota; Fungi; Ascomycota; Dothideomycetes; Dothideales; Saccotheciaceae
Source: the annotation of a GenBank genome assembly